AGCGGUGGGGCGCGCCGUCGGGGCGGGCGGGAGCCGCCGCCUCCCUAGCACCGCCCGCGCCGCGCAUCUCUCGCAUUCGGGCACGGGGAACCGGUGGCCGCUCUGACGCCGCCUCGUACCAUGGCCGUCGCUUACCUUUUGGGAAACGGCUCUGCGCCGCUCUUCGCCGGCGCCCUGGAGGUCCCCUUCGGAGCCAACGCCUCCGCUGCCGCCUGCCGCCCCGCCGUGCCUCCUUGCGCGGCCGCGCCUCCGGGCACAUGGGGUAACGGUACGGCGGGCUGGAACCGCUCCGAGCCUUGCAGCGGUGCCAACGGCAGCGCGGGCGGCGGGCCAUGCGCUCCCGCGGGCGGCGGCGGCCCCUCUGUGGUCACGGCUAUCGCCAUCAUGGCCCUGUACUCUGUAGUGUGCGUCGUGGGGCUUUUCGGCAACUUCUUGGUCAUGUACGUCAUCAUCAGAUACACAAAAAUGAAGACUGCCACCAAUAUCUAUAUUUUCAAUCUUGCAUUAGCAGAUGCACUAGCAACAAGUACUUUGCCGUUCCAGAGUGUUAAUUACUUGAUGGGAACAUGGCCAUUUGGUACAAUCCUGUGUAAGAUUGUUAUAUCCAUAGACUACUACAAUAUGUUCACCAGUAUCUUUACGCUCUGUACCAUGAGUGUGGAUCGCUACGUAGCUGUUUGCCACCCAGUCAAGGCCCUUGAUUUCCGUACCCCCAGAAAUGCCAAAAUUGUCAAUGUCUGCAACUGGAUUCUUUCUUCUGCCAUUGGUCUGCCAGUUAUGUUUAUGGCAACUACUAAAUACAGGCAGGGCUCUAUUGACUGCACACUUACUUUCUCCCACCCUGCGUGGUACUGGGAAAACCUACUGAAAAUCUGUGUAUUCAUCUUUGCCUUCAUCAUGCCAGUCCUAAUAAUUACUGUGUGCUAUGGGCUGAUGAUUUUACGGCUGAAGAGUGUCCGCAUGUUAUCUGGCUCUAAAGAGAAGGACAGGAACCUGCGGAGGAUCACAAGGAUGGUUCUUGUAGUGGUAGCAGUCUUCAUCAUCUGCUGGACUCCUAUCCACAUUUAUGUCAUCAUUAAAGCCCUGGUCAACAUCCCAGAAACUACUUUCCAGACUGUCUCCUGGCACUUUUGUAUUGCUCUAGGUUAUAUAAAUAGCUGCCUCAAUCCAGUCCUGUACGCAUUUCUAGAUGAGAAUUUCAAAAGGUGUUUCAGAGAGUUCUGCAUCCCCACCUCCUCAACUAUUGAGCAGCAAAACUCCACCCGGGUCCGACAAAAUACUCGUGACCAUGCUUCCACUGCCAACACUGUGGACAGGACUAACCAUCAGAGGUGUUUUCUGUGUAGGUUGUUUGUGUGCCAAAGUCUCACAGGAUCAUCUAGAACAACAUGUUGGAAACAAGAGUUCUUCACUUAUAAAGACUGCAUAUUCCAAAACUUCAAAGGAAAAAUAUUUCCUUCAGUGAUAAUUUAAAGAAAAGAAAAACCUCUAAGCAUCUCCAUUCUCUUCUUAUAUAAGAACUUUUACAGUCAAAACAAUGAGGUAUCAGUUCACCUAAAAGAGUAAAUGGAAAUAUCCCAUGCUGUUAUUAGUAGAAUUAUCCCUAAAAAAGCAUUGACUGUUACGGUAAACUCCACCAUGAAUCUGCAUGAAUAGAUGUACAUCUAUCAGCUUGUCAAUGAAUUCUCUUUAGUUUACCAGAUUUCAACUGCCCUGUUGGCAGUAUCUCAAACUUGGAAGUCAACAACUUGUGUGAACUGGUUGGAAGAGUUAGCACAUCAGAGCUGCUUAAAAAUAUAUAUAUACAUUUUGAUAGAUUUUUUUUUUCCCUUAACCAAACCCAUGUUUGCUUUUCUAACUAACUUAAUGCAGUCUGCAUUUCCAUUCUGUGUUAUCUAGUAAAACAUGUGAAGAUUUAUGAAAGAAACAUCAUACCGAAGUAAAUGUCAUCCUAGUAAAUGUCAUCUUAUCUGUUUUUUUGUAUGGAAAAUAGAGAUAUCCAUGUAGAUAACUUGUGGUGCAAUAGUAUUUUCUAGCCAUUGUUUGUUUCUUGCUUUGUAAAUAAACCAUCAGUAGUUAAGUGGGGGGGCAGGGCAAUAUACUUAAGUGUACUCUAAAAUACAACUCUAUGGAACAGGGUUUUCUUUCUAUUUCUUCUUAUUUAUUUCUUAAUUUCACUAUUAAAACUCGUGUAACAGAAUAUGAUUUUAGUGUGAAGUCAUUUGUUUCUGCCUUGGACUAUGUAAUAAAGACUGAAGGCCAAAUCCUUGUGAGUUGUAAAUUGAAGUAACACUACUCUUGUCUCAUCAGUGUGGUGAAGCUAAAUGUGUAGAUAAAUAGGUUUUAUAUCAGCAUAAUGUGAAAUUGGAUGUAGCAGAAGUGCCUUUUUUCCAUUUUCUGUUAAAAAUUCUGCCAUGCUGUCAUAGAGGUUCCAUGUUUAAUUUUGCAUUAGUUUAGCAAGAUUUCCUCACAGUCAUCAUUAAAUUUUAAACCAGAUCUGUCAUUAUCUAACUUUAAAAAAGCAUGGGAUAGGAACCUGAAAAAAAAAUUGGACGUGUUCUUUUGCACUACAUAGCAGUAUUAUUUAACUAACAAGAACAUAAACUAAAGCAGAGAUGCAAAUUAGUGCUGUCCAACAGCACUGAGUCUAGCAUGAUCUGAACAGUCUACCAUGCUACAAUAUACCAAACUGAAAUACACUGAACAACUAUUACAAAAGCCUUCAGCAGUAAAUUGGGAAGAAAACUAAGAUCAUAGUUUAAUGGUUAGUUUGAAGUACCUUAGCUGUUACAGAAUUUGCAUAAUGAACUGAAAACAUCAUUUCUAUACUUGGAAUGUAACAAAGCUCACAGGUAAAAUCCUAUGACUUGCCAACAGCAAAAAGUUUUAAAAGAUAUUUUAGGUUUCUACAGUCCAAUAAUUAAUUGAGCAACCUCACAGUAAAUAUUUUUAGUAGUACUAAUGUUUUUGUAGGCAUAAUGGUCCAAGGAUAUGAAGAAGCAAAUUUUAUUAUCAGAACAUCAGCAAAAAUAAGUUAAAUGCCCUGUUUGUUUAUCAAAAGACAUGGAUGUUCGCUGGCAGUGCUGUGGAGAAAGUAUCAUGUUGUUUCGCAAUCUGUGUAUCUUCAUUGUAAUCCUUUAAUAAAAAUGCUUGUGUUGCUUGUGUACUU
This is a messenger RNA of Coturnix japonica (Japanese quail), 3169 nucleotides long. The record is from RefSeq and is a predicted model, not a curated record. NCBI's taxonomy places the organism in Eukaryota, Metazoa, Chordata, Aves, Galliformes, Phasianidae.